UCCGGCACCGCGCAGUUGGAUUAUUUUUUUCCAGCCAUGCUGUUUCCGGGGUGCGGGCUCCUGUCAGUGUUGGGCAGAGGGGCCAGUCGCCAGCUGCUCGCCCGGGGGGUAUUGGGAGCCGCCCCUGCGGUCUGGGAGCGGCAAGUACCUGGCACCGGGGGGAAACCAUUGGCUCCUACAGGGGGCCGGAAGUAUGUGUGUGGUACUCUGCCGCCAUCCCAGCAUGCCCUGCGGCUGGACUGCACCGCCCCUACUGCCUCGUCUGGUCACUAUCACCUCAUAUACACCUGCAAGGUCUGCUCCACCCGCUCCAACAAAACCAUCUCCAAAGGGGCCUAUCACAAGGGGGUGGUGAUCGUCAAAUGCCCCGGCUGCAAGAACCAUCACAUCAUCGCCGACAACCUGGGCUGGUUCUCCGACCUGGAAGGGAAAAGGAACAUUGAAGAGAUUCUGGCGGCUAAAGGGGAGCGGGUGCAGCGAUUGGUCGGGGACGACGCCGUGGAAAUUCUGCUCAGAAAUGCCGGGGAGUCGGCGGCCCAGGAUGGCGACAAAACUGGGGAACCGGAACCCGCGGACAGUCAGCGACUGACCUGACCCGAAUGAUAUGAACCGUGGGACCAACAUUCUUAUUGGCCCAUUGGGCAGCCAAUAGCAAAGCUGACAUUUCCUUUGUACAUCAGGCCACGGUGGCAGUGCCCAGGUACCACCCCAGGCGGGGCCGGUAUGUGUGAAGCUGCGGAAUAGACCCGGUACCAUUCUUGGAUCUUAUGCCGCCUCCAGUUGCACAAGUUCUGUUGAACCCAUUAACCGCUUCUUUCCCACUGUCCAGGUUUGGGUUUGGGUAAACUCUCAGCCACUCCCUCCUUUAUACUGGCCUGGGGGGGGGGCUUUGUGUUAUUAUAGGCUGGUACAACUGUACCUUAGCCUAUCAGAACCCUGUUCCAUCCCCCCGGUCCAGUGUGAUGGAGAUCAGAACCUAACAGUAUCAGGGGACUCGUGGGUGGGGGCAGGAUAGGGGGGAAAACUAAAACCAGAAUCACUGAUCCAUGAUGAAAUCCAUAUGGCAGCUCCUACAUACUGUAUGUGUCUCUGUAUAAACUGCCCCCCCCCCCCUGUCUGUAUAAUUAGGUCCCAAUUUAUUUAUGAAAUAAAACCUUUCUGUAUCAGUUGGUUGCAGCGAUGGCUUCUUCUCCAGAAUCUCAUGGGGCGCUGUAGCCGUGCUGCUUGUGUGGCUGGGAAGGGUGACAUUUAGACCAGUGGGCAUUUAGGCGGUUGGAUUUCCUGAGUGUUGCCAGUAGGUGGCGCUGAUACUGCACAACUCCAGUUAUUGGGCUCGCCAACUCAGUGACAGUAAUUGGGUCGUUAAGUGCAGAUUUCCCAGCAAUCUGUGGUGCCGGGGGAUUGGUUUGGCACAUUACAAAUGACCCCCCUGGGGGGGCAAUUUCUACCAGGGUGCAGGGGAAUAACCUAGAUAGGAAAAUCUCACCCCCCGGGGGACUGACUUGGUAUUAAAGCCCUAUAAGGCUCAGUUUGCACCCCCCCAGGCAGAUUUUAUAUGGAAUCUUCUUUU
Xenopus tropicalis (tropical clawed frog) is the source of this 1570-nucleotide messenger RNA. RefSeq names its product DNL-type zinc finger (gene dnlz). The coding region runs from base 37 to 594 and encodes 185 amino acids. The transcript has 3 exons. Gene Ontology annotation, molecular function: zinc ion binding. Lineage: Eukaryota; Metazoa; Chordata; Amphibia; Anura; Pipidae. The record is from RefSeq and is a predicted model, not a curated record.